Molecule: messenger RNA, 2517 nt
Organism: Fulvia fulva
Lineage: Eukaryota; Fungi; Ascomycota; Dothideomycetes; Mycosphaerellales; Mycosphaerellaceae
Exons: 2
Coding region: 1-2517 (838 amino acids)
Source: RefSeq, a predicted model, not a curated record
AUGCGGCCUAAAUUCAAUAUCCCGAAGCUCGAUCUGAAGAUCAGUUCGCUGCGACCGGAUGCCAAAGCAUGGCGAGACCAAUACGCCCAAUAUGCCCUGUCACCAGAUUCGAGGCCCUCCACGCCCAAGAGCGUACGACCGCCAAUGCCCCACGAUGUCGAGGCUGAUUUGCGUGCCGCUUGCACCUACAUCGUUACCCACCCGAAGCCAUCACACGAAGUCUGGGGACUGGACGCCACCAGACCCGCACUAGAUUAUGCUGCUAUCAAGGCGGCAGAGCCAGCGCCGGCCACCGCACCGGCACCACUUCCCGCGAGGAAAUCGAGUCUUCGUGCCAAGGUUGAGGCCAGGUUGGAAGCAGUCAUGCACGAAUCCGCCUUGCCGUCCACCAAAUACAGCUACAAGCCGAACGUUCAGACCGACGAGCUGUUCAAACACGAGGAAACCAUCAUUUUGCCGAACAAUGCACGAUCGCGAGCUGAUUUGCUGAUGGCACCAGAGCCACCAAGACACGUCAUGUCCAGUACAGGCACCCACUCUGAAUCGCAUUCGCAUUCGAGCUCGCAGCAGCAGGUGGUGAUUCCCACGCAUGUCGACCCAGCAGUCAAGAUACGGACCUCAGCUCGAUCGGAUUCGGUAGGCACCACUGGAUCGACACCACAUACCGAUUCUACCGAUUAUCCUUGGUCAACGUCCACCGGCAUUACUUCUGCAUUCAAUACUCCUGCGCGGAGCUCAAAGCGUGCCUCUACGCAAAAUGUCGUUUCCGAGAAUGGGAGUGUGCCCAAGCUUGAGGCCGCCAACGCCGAAUGGAUGAAGCAGGAGCUGGAGAAGCACAGGAAGACUAUCGAGCAGAGGGAAAGAGAGCGGGAGAAGCUGCUAGAGGAGCAACAUAAUCUGGUGCGGCUGGACAAGGACAACGCGACCAUGCGUUCGGUAUCACAACCGCACGCAGCAAUGUCACAAGUGCCUCCAAGGAAGCCAGUGCCUGUUAGACCUGAGGGCAGGCAAGCCAAGGAUUUGUCGCGACCCGGUACUCGACAAGACACGCGAUCCGAUCAAUCAAGUCUGGCGCCCAAGGGACGAGGGAGGGCUGACUCGGUCCGGACUGAGCAGAGCCAGCAGACCACAGACCAGGAACCUCGAGGUAGAUUUCCACAGAGAUCAAACAGCCGACUGCGCAACGUCAGUCGCACUGCGAAGCGGGCCGUGAGCAGAGCUGGCAGUGUCACGAACGACCUCAUAGGCCACUACCUACGUCCCGAUGCUGAAACGAAGUCGCAGGGGCCUACCAGUCCCAUCUUGGGACACCGGUCUCCGAGUAGAACUCGACACAUCGCAACCAACGUCAAAGACUACUUCAGACCUAGUACAGCGAGUGGUAGCCGAAAGACCAGCAUGGAUGCCGUUCGAGGUCAUGUGCGCAACCCGUCAACCGAUUCGUUCCAUAGCGCAACUUCGGGAAGGCCUGGUUCGGAGGUUGCGCACAAGCCGUGGAAAGGGUGGCGACUACAUAACAAGAACAUUUCUCACAUCACACCUGAGAUCAGCCGACGCGCAAGUGCAGCGUCAGGGAAGAGGACAGUGGACUUGUCGUCUUCACAUAAGCCCGCUAUCAACCUGAACCGGGAGCUUCCACCUCUACCGAGCCUGGACUCAUGGAAGGAUGACCCAGAAUUAAAGCACCCAGUAACGUCAAAGCCACCAGCUGCUGCUUCAGUGACAGCUGCUAUCGCUCCUGCUUACCAUGGGCUCAAGCGAGCGCUUUCGAAACGAGACAUAUGGAGUAAACCGACUUCCAGACCUUCGAAUCAAGUGGGCUCGCCCACACCUCCUCAAUCAGGAAAGCAGUCCAUCGACUCGAGAAGGCUGAAUCUACACAUCACUACAGACAGUUCAGUGCCUAGUCCGCCGCUCAUGUCAUCAGGGACUGGGCCGAGUAUGGACGAACCUGAUCUGCACUACUUGUCGAUGACUACUCUAUCUACGACAAAAAGCGCCGAGCCACGUGCCAAGACGCCUUUGGGGGAUCCUGGUCGUUCUCGACUUCGAAGCAAAAGUGGUCUAGCAUCCAGACCUGAUGUACUGAGGCCACAGCUGACGCGCAACACGUCUCAGCAGUUUCGUUCGGGUACAGAGCAGGAGAGGCCGGCGGUAGUGUUGACUGGGAAUCCAAAUCUCCUCUAUCAUUCUCGAGCAGUCGCAGCUGGACUCGUCGAUGAUCCGACGCGAGCGCCGUCUCCCAGCAUGAGCGGAAAGAUGGGACAUUCUCGACAAAGCAGUGCCGGUCGUCAGCCAAGCAUGGACGAAUACGCUCGCAUGAUGGACCCUCGUUACCAGAAUACUGUUGAGAUUGGUGCGAGGAAGGCUGCUGACAAAGACAGAUCAAGGAAGCACUGGUGGAAGAAGCAAGAUCACAAACAAGCGAGCUGGAUGGAUCGGGUCACGAAAUCUGGUGCUAGGAAUGGUAUGCUUGUUGCAGAGAACACUGCAGGAUCGCCAGUCGCGCGCUACUAG